Molecule: messenger RNA, 996 nt
Organism: Scutellospora calospora
Lineage: Eukaryota; Fungi; Glomeromycota; Glomeromycetes; Diversisporales; Gigasporaceae
Source: the annotation of a GenBank genome assembly
AAUAUUUCAAUGAACGUCUUAGAAGUGUAAUCGAUGAUAAACUCUGUGAUUAUAAUGAAUUUGGAGACUCCCAGAAGAUUGAUGAAGGCGCAUUUGGGAAAAUAUUAAAAACUCAAUGGAGAAAUAAAACUGUUGUUCUUAAAACAAUUAAAUUCGAUCCGGAUGAAAAGAGCAUCAAUAAAUUUAUUAAUGAGCUUCAACAUUUUCAAACGAUUAGUCAUCACCCAAAUAUUAUUCAUUUCUAUGGAAUCACUAUUAUCCUGACUAAAGAAUAUAGUACUAUGAUGGAAACUGUAAAUCCUACUGACAUUAUAGGCAAAAUCGAACAAGGGUUCAUAUUCAAGGAUAGACUAAUUAAAAAUGCGAUUAAAAGUGCGUUUAAGGUUGAUAAAGAUAAAAUUCAACCAAAACUUUUUAAUUAUAUUGAUGAACAAAGGAAAAUAUGCAAUAAUGAAUUGGAUAAUUUAUGCAAUAAAAAUCUUAUUUCAUAUGGUGAAAUCUCAACUAUUUUACCUUGGCUUUCCAUCUUUCUUGGAAUGUCUAAAGAAUCUUCCAAGAAAUACCUUGAGCCUUCAAUAACUACCGAAAUUUUAGUUACAAAAUUAAUAAGAGCUGAGGUUAUAAUUACAAAAGAAUGUUUGAAUUUAUCAGAAAAUUUCGAAAGAGAUAUUAAUGGUGCGUUGGAAUCAUGUAAUAAAAUAGACAACCUUCGGAAAAUAACAGAGAACUAUGGAUAUUUUUAUGCGCGUCGCAUUGUUUUUGGAGGAGCUAUAAUAAAGGAACUCAAUACCAAUAAUUCAAUUGAUAGCAAUUUAAAAGUUAUUAAUGGAGACGAUCUUGAAAAUAACUGUCCCCCAGCAGAAUUGACUGCAUCACUUGAACAUUUCAAAAAUUGGAAAAUAAUCGAAUAUAGUGAUAUUUAUCCAAUAUUUGAUAUUUUAGGUGAUAAUUUGAGAAAAAAAGUUUUAGAUGUGUUAGGCUAUCGAAUUUUAAAAG